Lates calcarifer (barramundi perch) is the source of this 3032-nucleotide messenger RNA. RefSeq names its product growth factor receptor-bound protein 2b (gene grb2b). The transcript is spliced from 6 exons. Bases 349 to 1002 code for a protein of 217 amino acids. The record is from RefSeq and is a predicted model, not a curated record. Gene Ontology annotation, molecular function: protein binding. Lineage: Eukaryota; Metazoa; Chordata; Actinopteri; Centropomidae.
AACGUCGCAAACCUUAUGCUAGUAGCUAGAUUUAGGCUCGUAGGACGGGGUGUAAGCGACACUAGACGUACACCGUUUGUUGCCUCUCUAGAGGAAACAGGGAGUGGAUAGUCACACGAUAGGUUUUUGUUCGUUACGGUGGCAGUAUUGAAACGGAAUAUCUCGAGUGGUACCUUACUGUGACCUUUAUGUGAGGUCUAAGCCCUAAAGGAGCGGGUCAUAGACGGGAGGAGAGACUCGGAGAAAAGCAUCUAGCCACAGAAGCCUGGAUACUUGUUUUUAUUUUUUAUUCAGUCCCUAAAAACAGAGAGCUACAACCAAGCAGUUUUCCAGCAAGUAACAAGGACCAUGGAGGCCAUUGCCAAAUACGAUUUCAAAGCAACCGCCGAUGAUGAGCUUAGUUUCAAGCGUGGAGAAAUUCUUAAAGUAUUAAAUGAAGAGUGUGAUCAGAACUGGUACAAGGCAGAACUAAAUGGAAAAGACGGCUUCAUCCCCAAGAAUUACAUAGAGAUGAAAGCCCAUCCGUGGUUCUUUGGGAAGAUUCCACGGGCCAAAGCAGAGGAGAUGCUAAACAAACAGAGGCACGAUGGGGCCUUCCUCAUCAGAGAGAGUGAGAGUGCACCAGGGGACUUCUCCCUCUCUGUGAAGUUUGGAAAUGACGUCCAGCACUUCAAGGUUCUUCGUGAUGGGGCUGGAAAGUAUUUUCUCUGGGUGGUGAAGUUUAACUCCCUCAACGAGCUGGUAGACUACCACCGCUCCACCUCAGUCUCCCGCAAUCAGCAAAUCUUUCUGCGAGACAUAGAGCAGGUUCCCCAGCAUCCCACAUACGUGCAGGCGCUCUUUGACUUUGACCCCCAGGAGGAGGGAGAGCUGGGUUUCCGACGCGGCGACUUCAUCCAAGUCCUGGACAACUCUGACCCCAACUGGUGGAAAGGAGGCUGCCACGGCCAAACGGGCAUGUUCCCUCGCAACUACGUCACGCCCGUCAAUCGGAACAUGUAAACAGUCAGACCAUGUAAACAAGAACAACAGCCACAACACAGCAACCAUCACCACCAUCAUUAUCAUCAUCAUCGUUCUUCAUCAGCCCCCAUCCAACCCCGCCCUCCCCUUGCCCCCAACCACUCCUCCACCCCUCUUGGCCAUUCCACGAUAACAGGAGCAGACAGGAAGAACGCAAACAACUGAAAGAGAGACAGAGAGAGAGAGAGAGAGAGAGAGAGAAAGCAGGAGUAGUGCUAUCGUGGGCGUCGCUGUGUGGGUGGCAGCUGAGCAAAAUCAACUUUUACUUGUGCUGAGAAUGUUCACCACCCUAGUGAACGCCUCGGUGAGGAUUGAACUGUCUUUGAGGGAAAUCUAAAUGCAGAAACUAAAGCGUAGUGCACCAACCAUGAAGAUAACCAAAUGAAUCUACCGCUCCCACAGCUGCUUCUGUCUUCUCCUAAAACUUCUUAACAUUCUGCAUUUCUUUUGUGUUUUUUUUUCUUUUGCCGCAUGUUGUUUUAAUCUCCUAAAUGAAAUGCCUACCGAUAAAUCCUAACUCUGUUUUAAAGAAAAAAAAUCAUAAAAAAUAUAAAAAAGAAGAAAUGGUUUUAAAAAAAAAUUUACAAAAAAGAAGAGAAGAAAGAAAUGAUGCCAUCUACAGUACAGCAAGUUUCCAUGUUUAAGUUCAUUGGCACGUGAGCAUUGUACAUCAGCCAUUGGCUGUAUAAAUAAAUCAACUAUAGAGAGAAUCCAUUUUUUAAGAAUAUAUAUUAUAUAUUUGUAUGUGUUUGUCUGUUUUACCUCUCAUCACAAAUUGUGUUCUUUUCCAUUUGUAAAUUAUGUUCAAUCCUAUUGUUAGUCUGGAUAAAGACCUAGUAGCUUUAGAAUGUGCUGAAUUGUCAAGUUUUUCUUUUUUUUCUGAAUUUAUCUGAGGGCUCUCAGAUAAUACAGCAUGAUAUUUAAGGGGUCAUGAGUUCCAUUUGUAAAGGUUUCUCUUGUCUAUAAUGCAAGGAAAGUUUUUUAAAAAAAGUUAAUGAUAAGAAACCUGAGAAGAAACUAAUCCUGUCAGGAAGCUAACGUUGACCAGCAAGUAGAGCCAUGAAUGCUGCAAGAGCUGUUGUAUUAUGAAGCCCUGUGUAAAGGUCAGCCACCUUUUCAAAGCCAAUGUAUUUAUUGCAGCCAUCUUACUUGGGCAGUGAAUGUAGCUGACUGAGUCCAUAGACAUUAACAUGAGGGAAGCAAGGUCAGAGAACUGAACUACACAACCAUGCAAGGGAUUUUAAAAAACAUGCUGAAAUAGUAAUGUUGUCGAUAUUCACUUAAAAAAGAGAGUGGUGUAUGGGGAUAUGUACAGGUAGUUAACAUGCAUAUUCAAACACAUUCAUUACAUGCAUGCAUACGCAGACACUCUCCUCAUUGUUAUACCUGCACGUAGCAAAGAGGCUGAGUUUGGAUAAUCACAUUGUGUAAUCACCAGUGCAGAUCUGCAGCUGGCACAGAUAAAACAGUCCAGAAAACUGAGAGAUUGUCUUUUAUGCUAAAAGUUGAGAGAUCAGCUUAAAUGAUGUAAAAGAUUUUUUUUCCUUUCUUUUUUUCUUUUUUCUUUGUCCAAUGUGGCGUGUGGUCAAGCACUUUUUUUUGUCAAACAUUUUAUUUCUGGUCCAGUGUGUGUGUUUGUUUACUGUGUUUGUGUUACUGAUUUCUGUUUUCUUGUUCUCUCUGGAUAGUGCCUUUCUCUCUGGUGUUUCAGUGUCUCCGACCUGCUACUUUGAGCCCCCUCUCUUUACGGGGCCUGCCAGUCCUGCAGUGAGAAACAGUGUACAUAAUCCAACUUAUCCCAUCCAGCAACGCCCCCCAUCCCUUCCCCUCCUCCUACAUCAACCCGCCUUCACCUUUGUCCUCACCAACAUGGAACUCUUCUUAUUUAAGUGUCUCUCGCCUUGUCUUACCUAAUGAUACGGUUUUGUUUUUGCUCUUUUUUUAUUUGCAUUUGUUUUUUGUUUUGUUUUGUUUUCAAUUAAUAAAAUGCAAUUAUUAAAAAAUGAGAA